Molecule: messenger RNA, 2585 nt
Organism: Marmota flaviventris (yellow-bellied marmot)
Lineage: Eukaryota; Metazoa; Chordata; Mammalia; Rodentia; Sciuridae
Gene: Znf599
Product: zinc finger protein 599
Biological process (GO): regulation of cytokine production; regulation of immune system process; negative regulation of transcription by RNA polymerase II
Cellular component (GO): nucleoplasm
Molecular function (GO): DNA-binding transcription repressor activity, RNA polymerase II-specific; RNA polymerase II cis-regulatory region sequence-specific DNA binding
Source: RefSeq, a predicted model, not a curated record
UGUCCCUGGGCUGUGGCUGAUCUGUCCUUACCCGCGCUGGGCGGAAGCGGCUUCCCAGGCCUUUCAACACCAAAAGGAGAAGGACGGUGUGGAGAAUAGGACCAAAUUCCACCUUUUGUGCGAACCGCUACCCGCUCCUGCCCGCCCCUCAGCAGGGUUCACGGCUGAGCGCUUUUCGGGACCUUGGCAUCACCGGUCUCCACAGCACCCGGAGGCGGCGCCCAGAGCUUUGUGCUCAUUUUACGUGGCAGAGACUGAGGUCCUAGGCUACCUCGGUCUGAAGUGAGGGAUCACCUGAGGCCGCCGGACCAGCUUUUGUAGCCUCCACUCGCGGCCUCGCUCUGCCCACUGGGUCCCAUGGCUGCGCCAGCGUUGGCAUUGGUAUCAUUUGAAGAUGUGGUCGUGACCUUCACUGGAGAGGAAUGGAGGCAUCUAAACCUGACCCAAAGGACCCUCUACCAGGAGGUGAUGCUAGAGAUCUGUGGGCUCCUGGUCUCACUGGGGCAUCCUGUUCCGAAACCAGAGUCGAUAUUGGAUCAUGAGCAGGGACUAUGGACAGAGAAGAGACACCUCUCCCAAAGCACCUGUGCAGGUGAAAAAGCAAAACCCAACAUCACAGCACCUACUGCUUCUCAACUGACCUUCUGUGAGAAAUCUUCUUUUCAAGAACAACUGGCACAGAGGUCCUCAAAGGAUUCCAGAUUGGGGCAAACCAGAGACGAGGAAAAGCUAUCAGAAAUGCAGGAAAGGAACUGGAGACCAGGAACAGACCCCUACAAGGAGACAUGCCCUGGAAAGUGGUGCCAUAAAAAUGAUGAUUUCGAGACAGAUGAUAAUCUGUGUUUAAGAGUUUUACAGGAGCGAGUCACUCCACAAGAUGCUGUCCAUGAACAUGACUCCCAAGGACCAGGAAAAGACACUGGGAUUAAUUCAAGGAGCAGCCUCUAUAAAUGCAAAGAAUGUGGAAAAGGGUUUUGCAAAAAUUGGGCCCUUGUUCGACAUCAACAGAUUCAUACUGGAGUAAAGCCUUAUGAAUGCAGUGAAUGUGGGAAAGCCUGUCGUUAUAUGUCCGACUUCAUUCGACAUAUGCGGUUUCAUACUGGGGAAAAACCAUACAAGUGUAAGGAGUGUGGGAAGGCCUUCAAACGCAGGUCUCACCUCACGGAGCACCAGCGUAUUCACACUGGAGAUAAGCCCUAUGAAUGCAAAGAAUGUGGUAAAGCUUUCACCCACCGCUCUUCUUUUAUGCAGCACAAUAUGACGCAUACUAGAGAAAAGCCCUUUUUGUGCAAAGAAUGUGGAAAAGCUUUUUACUACAGCUCUUCAUUCGCCCACCACAUGAAGAUUCACACUGGAAAGAAGCUGCAUGAGUGUCGUGAAUGUGGAAAGGCCUUUACUCACCGCUCCACUUUUAUCCAGCAUAAUAUGACCCACACAGGAGAAAAACCCUUUGUGUGCAAAGAAUGUGGAAAAGCUUUUUGUCUCAACUCAUCCUUCACGCAACACAUGAGAAUUCACACUGGUGAGAAGCCCUAUGAGUGCAAUGAAUGCAGAAAGGCCUUUACUCAUCGGUCCACUUUUAUCAGACAUAAGAAGAUCCAUACUGGGGAGAAGCCCUUUGAGUGCAAAGAAUGUGGGAAGGCCUUUUGUGAUAGCUCUUCCUUGAUUCAGCACAUGAGGAUUCACACUGGUGAGAAGCCCUAUCAGUGCAGUGAAUGUGGAAAGGCCUUUACACACCACUCUGUUUUUAUCCGACAUAAUAGGACCCACAGUGGAAUAAAACCACUGGAGUGUAAACAAUGUGCAAAAGGCUUUUAUUAUAGCUCAUCCUUCAUUCGACACAUGAGGAUUCACACUGGAGAAAAGCCCUAUGUUUGCAGAGAAUGUGGAAAGGCCUUUACCCAACCUGCAAAUUUUGUUCGGCAUAGUAGGAUCCACACUGGAGAAAAACCCUUUGAGUGCAAAGAAUGUGAGAAGGCUUUUUGUGACAACUUUUCCUUAACUCAGCACAUGAGAACUCACACUGGAGAGAAACCCUUCGAAUGCAGUGAGUGUGGAAAGACCUUCAGCCACAGUUCAUCCUUCACUCACCAUCGAAAGACUCAUACCAGAGUUUAAUCCAUUUUGUCUCAUCAACCCAGAGGUGGAACACCUAUAAUGAUAACUCAAACUGAGCAACAGAUAUACCCCUGGGGUCCCUCUGAAAUAAGUGUUUUUAGAGUUUUAUUCUUUUGAUGAGAGAAAAAAAAAGGCCUCAUCCUCAGGAGAGAUGGACCAUUAAGGGUAGCCUUGCCAACACUUAUUAAAAGCAUUCUUUGUACCAAAAUAUUGUCAUUUCUACUCUCAAGUAGCAUAAGAUUUUGUGAGGAAAAAAAGCAUGAGACAUGAAAUACCCACAUGCACACUUCUCUGUAUUUACAGUGAAUUCUUGUUAUUCAUAGUAGUUGUGUCCUAUGAAUUUGCAACACUGAAUUGGUAAAUAUGGAACCAUUGUUGAUAGGGGAAAUAAUACAGUUAGAGUCCCAUAAGCCUCUGGUCCAAACGUUUUCAUUAACCAAUAAAUUCAUGAUAUUUUUCAUUUUUAA